AUGUCUUCAACAACACCCCAGAUCCACGAAACCAACGGAGUAAGCGUGCUCGAUGUUCUUCUCAUUGGCGCUGGAUUCGGCGGAUGCUAUGGUCUCUAUAAACUCCGUCAACUAGGACUCAAGGUCCAUGUUUUCGAAGCGGGCUCCUAUCUUGGAGGAGUCUGGCAUUGGAAUACCUACCCUGGGGCUCGCGUCGACUCGGAGAUCCCAUACUAUCAAUUUUCGAUGCGUGAAGUUUGGCGAAAAUGGAACUGGUCCGAAAGGUUCCCCAGCGGAGACGAACUAAAAGCCUACUUCAAGCAUGUGGAUGAGACUUUGGAUCUAUCCAAAGAUAUUACUUAUUCCGCUAAUGUCAUUGAUGUGAGAUACGACGAAUCGACCAUGAAAUGGACAGUGACGACGGAGAAUGGCCAAAAAGCGCUAUGUAAAUACCUUAUUUGCGCCACUGGCAGCUCCUUUAAGGCACACUAUCCCGAUUUCAAAAACUUGCAUACAUUUCAGGGACAGCUUAUUCACUCGACUCGAUGGCCUGCGGUUGCAAAUACGAAGAACACACGUGUCGCCGUCGUCGGGUCAGGCGCCACUGCUGUCCAAUGUACACAGGAGAUAGCAAAGGAGGCAAGCCAUUUGACAGUCUACAUACGUACGGCCAGCAUCUCAUUGCCGAUGUUCCAGCGAUCGAUGAGUGAACUUGAACAACGAGUCGCCAAGUCCACUUAUCGAAGUAUGUUUUCCUAUUGCCGAAAUUCAAAGUCUGGUCUUGGAUACGAUACACAACCAGGCUCUGUUUAUGACUUGAAUGACCAAGAACGGGAAGAGCUUUGGGAGGAGCUAUGGAACCGUGGCGGAUUUAACUUCAAUCAAGCAAAUUAUCGGGACUUCCUAGUAGACCAAAAAGCUGGUGAGCUGAUGUAUGAGUUCUGGGCAAAGAAAACGCGCCCAAGGCUCAAGAAUCCUGCAAAAUCAGCGUUUCUCGUGCCUCAGAAAGCGCCCUUUGCCUUUGGGACGAAGCGGAGCAGUCUUGAACAAGACUACUACGAGCGCCUUGAUCAAGACAAUGUUGAUAUUGUCGACCUUAAAGCCAAUCCAAUCCAAGAAUUCACGGAAAAGGGCAUCAUUUCUCAAGAUGGGGUGGAACGUGAAUUCGAUACCAUCGUAAUGGCUACGGGCUUCGACGCAAUGACGGGUAGCCUAACAAAUAUGAAUAUUCAUGGUAGGGAUGGGUUAACUUUCCAAGAACGAUGGAAAGAUGGUGUCUUCACCCAUCUGGGUCUUUGCAGCAGCGGUUGCCCGAACCUCUUUAUGAUAUAUGGACCACAAGGCAAGUUGUUGCUAACGACCAAAUCAGCGCCCACAGCGUUUACUAACGGGCCUCCAUUCAUUGAAAGCCAAGUUGACGUACUCGUCGACCUGAUCAAGAAACUUCAAAGAGAGGGGAUCAGGUCGAUUGAAGGACAGCGGAGUGCCGAGGAACAGUGGAAGAAAGCAAUCCAAGAUGCCAAUGAUCAAACCUUGUUGCCGUUGACGGACUCUUGGUAUAUGGGAGCAAACAUACCAGGCAAGCCGCGAGAGCAGUUGAACUACUUGGGAGGCAUUGAGCAGUACAUACGUGAGUGUCGAACAGCUUUGAAAACCUUAGAGGGAUUUACUGUUCUCUACGACACCGACAAGUAG
Molecule: messenger RNA, 1674 nt
Organism: Lachnellula hyalina
Lineage: Eukaryota; Fungi; Ascomycota; Leotiomycetes; Helotiales; Lachnaceae
Product: Baeyer-Villiger monooxygenase
Exons: 2
Coding region: 1-1674 (557 amino acids)
Molecular function (GO): oxidoreductase activity
Source: RefSeq, a predicted model, not a curated record